Armigeres subalbatus is the source of this 1248-nucleotide messenger RNA. RefSeq names its product probable chitinase 10. NCBI's taxonomy places the organism in Eukaryota, Metazoa, Arthropoda, Insecta, Diptera, Culicidae. The transcript has 2 exons. Gene Ontology annotation, molecular function: chitin binding. The record is from RefSeq and is a predicted model, not a curated record. Gene Ontology annotation, cellular component: extracellular region. The coding region runs from base 100 to 1083 and encodes 327 amino acids.
GUAAACUCGUAUAAAAGAUAGUUACGACGCCUGAUAAUCUUCACAGUUCUUCAGCCAUCAGCCAUAAAAUCAGUUGACCAGAGCCACACCAAGAACAACAUGAAAGUGAAUCUGUGUUCAAUGUUACUGUUGGCUGUGACCAUUUGCCUUGCUGUGGUCUCUUCCACGCCCGUGGGAGAAUGUCCCGACUACUUCGAUCCCGAUCAACUCAGCUUUCUGCCCCAUACGGAUUGUUCAAAGUUUUACAUCUGCAGUCAGAGUGGCCCUGCCGAAAAGAACUGUCCGUCAGGUCUGCACUGGAACCCGAAUGCAGCUGUGUGUGAUUGGCCAGCACUGGCAGGCUGUGAUCCUGCGGCUGCUACAACUACAUCGGCUUCUGUAGUUAGUACAACUGUGGUGCCAGAAACCAGUCCUGCUCCUGUAUUCACUCCUUCUACGACUGCAGCUGCUACUGUUACAGCUCCACAGGUAACAACUAAUGGCCCAACGACGGAAGCUCCUACAACUACAGCCUCUGCUUCGACGGAACCGUCGAGCACACCACAAGCUGUGAGCACUACUAAUCCACCAGCAACAGCCACAACUCCAGCUUCCACAGGUGGGCCACAUGGGCAGUGUCCCGAAGAAUACGACUCAAACCACGUAGUAUUUCUGCCCCAUGCUGAUUGCUCAAAGUACUACGUCUGCACCCUGCUCGGCCCCAUCGAAGCGGACUGCCCAUCUGGACUACAUUGGAAUCAACAGAAGGACAUUUGCGAUUGGCCGGGAGCUGCUGGAUGCAAUCCCUCUUCAUCAAGCGCUCAGCCAACAACUACUGAGGAAACUUCCAGCCGUGACGAAGUGGGUCAAUGUCCAGAGCAGUACGAUCCUAGCAAUGAAGUUUUCCUGCCACAUACGUCGGACUGCUCCAAAUACUAUAUUUGCACAUGGGGAGGAUUAGCAGUGUCGCUCAACUGUCCAGCUGGACUGCAUUGGAAUCGGGACAGCGAUCAGUGCGAUUGGCCUGCGCAAGCAGGAUGUGUGCAACGUAAUAGAGAUCCGCUAUUCAGAAAUCAACGACUGAUUCCAAUCCCACUUUUGUAGAUAAGCUAUUUAAUUGAAGUGCCCUGCCGGUUUCCGCACUUGAGAUGUGCUGUUCGCCAAAGGUUUAUAAUUUGUUUGAUGAGUCAACUGCGCAAUGAAAUUGUACAUUUCGAAGCUGAUAUCAGUCCUAAUACAAAUGUUAAUAAAAGCUGUAAACAUGUGUGU